Messenger RNA from Engraulis encrasicolus (European anchovy), 947 nucleotides. RefSeq lists its product as uncharacterized. Gene Ontology annotation, cellular component: nucleosome; chromatin. Gene Ontology annotation, molecular function: protein heterodimerization activity; DNA binding; structural constituent of chromatin. NCBI's taxonomy places the organism in Eukaryota, Metazoa, Chordata, Actinopteri, Clupeiformes, Engraulidae. The record is from RefSeq and is a predicted model, not a curated record. Gene Ontology annotation, biological process: heterochromatin formation. The transcript is spliced from 2 exons.
CAAAGACGUAGCGAACAUGAGCGGAAGAGGCAAAACCGGAGGCAAGACAAGGGCGAAGGCCAAGACUCGUUCAUCCAGGGCUGGGCUGCAGUUCCCCGUCGGUCGUGUGCACAGGCUGCUGCGCAAAGGCAACUAUGCUCAGCGCGUCGGAGCUGGUGCACCCGUCUACAUGGCUGCUGUGCUCGAAUACUUGACGGCUGAGAUCCUGGAGUUGGCCGGUAACGCCGCUCGUGACAACAAGAAGAGUCGUAUCAUUCCUCGUCACCUGCAGCUGGCCGUGCGUAACGACGAGGAGUUGAACAAACUGCUCGGUGGCGUUACCAUCGCUCAGGGUGGUGUGCUGCCCAACAUUCAGGCUGUGCUCCUGCCCAAGAAGACUGAGAAGUCCAAGUAAAUUUGCCUCCCAUACCCAUACCACAAAGGCUCUUUUAAGAGCCCAACAAACAUGAGUGGAAGAGGCAAAACCGGAGGCAAGACCAGGGCGAAGGCCAAGACUCGUUCUUCCAGGGCUGGACUGCAGUUCCCCGUCGGUCGUGUGCACAGGCUGCUGCGUAAAGGCAACUAUGCUCAGCGCGUGGGAGCUGGUGCACCCGUCUACAUGGCUGCAGUGAUGGAGUAUUUGACCGCUGAGAUCUUGGAGUUGGCCGGUAACGCCGCUCGUGACAACAAGAAGAGUCGUAUUAUCCCCCGUCAUCUGCAGCUGGCCGUGCGUAACGACGAGGAGUUGAACAAACUGCUCGGUGGCGUUACCAUCGCUCAGGGUGGUGUGCUGCCCAACAUUCAGGCUGUGCUCCUGCCCAAGAAGACCGAGAAGUCCAAGUAAAUUUGUCCCCGGCUUCCCUGAACACAACGGCUCUUUUAAGAGCCACCCACACAUCCCGAAAAGAGCAAUUUUCAAUGUCUGACAGAAAUCAUAAUGAAACAUUGUAAAACAAAAAAUGACUUGU